GUGCUAGGUAGGUACUGAUCGACUUUUGAGCAGACUAAAAAUUCGUGUAUCAACUUUAAUUCGUAUUUCUUAAAAAAAUAUCUCCUCGCAAGAGUAUAUCUGAUCGAAUCAGCCAAUUCUGAUACAAUCAGCGACCGACAUAAGGUAUCAGGUUAUGAUCAACUGUGAUCUGCAAAUGGUUGGAGAUGAAUUUUCUCGUAAACCUUAUGCCAUUGCAGUUCAACAAGGAUCUCCUUUAAAGGAUCAAUUCAACAAUGCGAUUUUAUUAUUACUUAAUAAGAGAAAGCUUGAAAAGCUAAAAGAGAAAUGGUGGAAUUUAAAUCCAGCUCGUAAAGAAUGCGAAAAACAAGAUAAUCAGUCCGAUGGAAUCAGCAUUCAUAAUAUAGGUGGUGUUUUCAUCGUCACAUUCGUGGGUAUCGGCUGAGCCUGUAUUACUCUAGCAUUCGAGUACUGUUCUACAAAUACAAGCAUAAUCCUCGUAUGGCUAUGUUCACUCGUAAAAUUAGCACUCAAAAUUCCGUCAUAGAUAAAAUACAUCCUAGCUCAUUAGCAGAUUUUACAACUUUCAAAGCUAAAAGUUCUCGACGUAGUCAAGGUUUUCAGUAAGUAGGCUCAUCUCAUCUCACGAAGAUUCGCUUAACUGUAUCUUACUAACACACUUAAAAUUAUUUUUUUUCAGUCAAACUGAAAACUUGGUUAUUAUAAAUAGAAAUAAUUGGUGAAUAAACAUAUUCGAACGAUCAAGAUUUUGUACUAAUAAAUAAUUUCUUACGCAA
This is a messenger RNA of Planococcus citri (citrus mealybug), 776 nucleotides long. Its product is annotated as ionotropic receptor 25a-like. Gene Ontology annotation, cellular component: plasma membrane; postsynaptic density membrane. Gene Ontology annotation, molecular function: glutamate receptor activity; transmitter-gated monoatomic ion channel activity involved in regulation of postsynaptic membrane potential. The record is from RefSeq and is a predicted model, not a curated record. The coding region runs from base 155 to 424 and encodes 89 amino acids. Lineage: Eukaryota; Metazoa; Arthropoda; Insecta; Hemiptera; Pseudococcidae. Gene Ontology annotation, biological process: synaptic transmission, glutamatergic; modulation of chemical synaptic transmission. The transcript is spliced from 3 exons.